AGAAAUAGAAAGAAGCAAAGUUUUUCCUCAAUGGGCAAUCACAAAUUCAAGUUCUCAGAUAUGAUGCCAAACACUUGGUUUUACAAGCUUAAAGACAUGAGCAAAACCAAAAACCAUAAAACCCCAUUUUCAUCUUCUUCAAAUAAUAAGCCACAAUAUUCUCAGCCAAGAUCAUCUUUCUCUUACACCAGAAAGUCCAUUAGAGUUGACAAGAUUUACAAUUCUCAUUCUCAUAAUUUUCUUGAUCCACCAAGAAAAUCAUCAUCAAAGAAAAGAUCCAAGAGAAAGACCAUUUACAAGCCUUCACCUAUACACAUUCCUUCCUCCAACAACAUCAGUAACUCUAUUUCAGUCUCAAACAAGUUAGGGCCUGCUUUCUCUGUUUCCUCCACAGAAGAAGAUAAAUUCCCUGAAUUGGAUUUCCUUAAUUCUCCAUCCUCAGAAUUGGACUCCGAUGCUCAAUCUUUCAAUGAUUUUGCCUCGAAUUGGCCCAAUCCUUGCAGUUGUCAAUUCAGCUCUUCAGCAACUGAUAUAAUCAUCGACGUGAACGAUAAAGCUCAGUUCAGCGAAUUCAACAAUCUAGAUGAAGGGUACGCGACAAUUUCAGAACUUGAUCAACUCCCUCCAAUUCUUACCAAGCCUUCAAAUUCCAUCAAGAACAUAAAACAGGACAACAUUAAGGCUCGGCAAGAAAACAGAGAACCUAAAAACAUAGUAGGUUCCCCUGUUUCGCAAAAACAUUUCUCUGGUGUAAAACUGCGAACAAAUUCGACUAAAAUUGCGAGCAAGAGAAAUAGCGUGUCAUCAAAAAGGCGUUCGAAGGCAAAGAAAGAGAGUUGCUCGACAGUGACUAGUUUUGCUAUAGUGAAAGCUUCAGUUGAUCCUGAAAAAGAUUUUAGAGAAUCUAUGAUCGAGAUGGUUGUCGAGAAUAAUAUAAGGGCAUCGAAAGACUUGGAAGAUCUUCUUGCUUGUUACCUUUCAUUGAACUCAAAUGAAUAUCAUGAUCUUAUUAUCAAGGCAUUUGAACAAAUUUGGUUCAACUUGUCUGACCUUCACUUGUAAAAUAGUUUCUUAUUUUAGUUUUCUCUUUCCUUCUGAAAAUUUUAUGUAAAUUUUUACAAUGCAAAUUUCUAUUUAGGCUCCUGGUUUUGAUUUUUUA
Molecule: messenger RNA, 1159 nt
Organism: Lycium ferocissimum
Lineage: Eukaryota; Viridiplantae; Streptophyta; Magnoliopsida; Solanales; Solanaceae
Product: transcription repressor OFP3-like
Exons: 1
Coding region: 31-1062 (343 amino acids)
Biological process (GO): negative regulation of DNA-templated transcription
Molecular function (GO): DNA binding
Source: RefSeq, a predicted model, not a curated record